AUGGCCUCCAGCGUGUGCGGGACAGGUACGGCCAAAGAGUGCAAUGUGGCGACCCCGAUGCCGGGGGUGGAGAUGGUGGGCGAGGGCUUUGACGUGGUCCACAUGCGUGGGACGGGCACCUGGGUGGUGGAUACCCGGUCCUGGCAGCUGCCGGAUGGGGGCUGCACACUGUGCCACAACGAUCAGCUGGAGGGCAAGCGUCAGCGGCUGCCCCAAGCCGUGAAACACUGGCAUUCGGCGACGGACUGUCGGCGUUACCUGUCCGGCCAGACCUUCAAUUCAGCGGGGGAGGUAAGCGCGUCGGAGAGCAGCGGGCUGGACAGCAGCUGGAGCUCCCACCUGGACGUGGCGAACAAGGAUAUGUCUGCCGUGGUCUCUGCUGCCGGCUCGCUCUCCCAGCAGACCGAAUUUGCCCGGCAGAAGGCCUCCAGCGACCGCUACAGUUUCAGCCGCCUGUCCUUCAGCUGCCGCCUAUACAAGGCGCGGUUGGGCCACCAGCCACCACUGCAUCCGCACCUGGAGCAGCUCCUGCGCACCCUGCCCAGUACCGGUGGCACCAGCGAAGCCGACUUCCUCUACAGCAGCUUUCUGCGCACCUUCGGCACCCACUAUGUGGUGGCCGUAGACCUGGGUGGCGCCUACACUGACCUCACCGCCCUCCGCACCUGCCAGAUCGCCCUCAACGGGCAAACCCUGGAUGAGGUGAAAGACUGCCUGAAGUCGGAGGUGCUGAAGAAGAUGACGGGCAAGGUGGACUCUGACACCAAGGUGGACUCUGACACCAAGGGGCCAAACUGCAACCAAGACCGCAGCAAGAUGGAGGGCAAGCUGACCUUCCACCAGACCUACAGCGAACGCCUCACGGAGGUGACGGGCGGCAGCCCAGGCAGCAUGGACAACCUCUUCAACCCCUCUUCCUCCUCUGACUCCUUCUACCUCUCCUCCAAUUCCUCCCUCUCUACCUCCUCUGAUUCCUCCCCCUCCUCCAUCUCCAACCCCCCCUCCAAAGACUCCUUAUCUUCCUCCAACUUCGUCUUUACCUCCGAUGACUCUUCUGACCCAGACUCUCCCUCCAACUCCAAACAUUCCUCCAUCUCCUCCUCCUCCAACUCCCUACCUUCCUCUGACACCGACUCCUCUUCCCCCGGCGGCUCUUCGGCCUACACCUCCUGGUUAGCCUCGCUGCCCGCGCACCCUGGGGUGCUGCGCCGCACCCUGGAGCCGCUCCACCUGCUCCUGCCCUCCAAAGACCCGCGGCGGGAUCUGCUGAAGGCGGCCAUCGCCCGCCACCUCCUGCAGGCGGGAGGGGAGGCGAUGAAGAAUCAAUGCCCCGGGGUCGGGACCGAGCCGUGCCCGGCGGGCGGCCGCACUGACCCGAGUAGGCCCUGCAGCUGCCGUUGCCAGGGGCAACCGGGGUUGAGCGCCGCCUGCUGCCCCCUCCGGCGGCGCUGGGGGACGCUGCAGGUGGAGGUCCAGCGGGCUCGCGGGCUGUGGGGCGACUGGUUGUCGCAGACCGACGCCUAUGUGCGCCUGCGCGUGGGGCCGGCGGGAGGCGGGGCCGACAUCGCCACCGGGUCCACCGACGUCAUUUCGGACAACAACCCCGUGUGGAACGUCACCCUGCACCUGGGCCAGGUGAGUCUGGCCGCCAGCGACACCGAGCUCACCGUCGAGGUGUGGGACAGCAACAGCUUCUGGGCCGACGCGCUGCUCGGCUCGUGCCAGGUGCACCUGUCCUCCGGCCACCGCGACCACGUGUGUAGCCUGAAGCACGGUAGCCUCAACUACUCGCACACCCUCACCUGUGGCCCACACCUGGGCGGCGACCUGUGCCAGGAGUACAUGCCCGGCAGAUGGCCAACACUGAGCAACUGGGAAUUUCUGGACAUCGCCACCGGGUCCACCGACGUCAUUUCGGACAACAACCCCGUGUGGAACGUCACCCUGGACCUGGGCCAGGUGAGUCUGGCCGCCAGCAACACCGAGCUCACCGUCGAGGUGUGGGACAGCAACAGCUUCUGGGCCGACGCGCUGCUCGGCUCGUGCCAGGUGCACCUGUCCUCCGGCCACCGCGACCACGUGUGUGACCUGAAGCACGGUAGCCUCACCUACUCGCUCACCCUCACCUGUGGCCCACACCUGGGCGGCGACCUGUGCCAGGAGUACAUGCCCGGCAGAUGAGGCCCUACCCGCCUCGCUCUGCCCCCGCAUCCUCCCCUCCCUCACCUGCAGCCCGCACCUGUGCCAGGAGUACAUGCUCU
Molecule: messenger RNA, 2261 nt
Organism: Amblyraja radiata (thorny skate)
Lineage: Eukaryota; Metazoa; Chordata; Chondrichthyes; Rajiformes; Rajidae
Product: perforin-1-like
Exons: 3
Coding region: 1-2181 (726 amino acids)
Biological process (GO): immunological synapse formation; defense response to virus; T cell mediated cytotoxicity
Cellular component (GO): membrane
Molecular function (GO): wide pore channel activity
Source: RefSeq, a predicted model, not a curated record